Zeugodacus cucurbitae (melon fly) is the source of this 1377-nucleotide messenger RNA. RefSeq lists its product as uncharacterized. The record is from RefSeq and is a predicted model, not a curated record. The transcript is spliced from 2 exons. Bases 552 to 1025 code for a protein of 157 amino acids. Lineage: Eukaryota; Metazoa; Arthropoda; Insecta; Diptera; Tephritidae.
UUUUGGGUGUUUCAUCCGUGAUUGUAUCAAGAUCAUUCACAGAAUUGUGCAAGAGGUAUAUAUAAAUUGCCAAAUGAUGAAUGUAAUGUGCAAGAAAGGUAUGAGCGAUCUCACGUACACAAUAGUUUCGGGUACUUUUGUCAAUUCAACACGUUUGACAAUUGAUAAUCUCAUUUUGCUAUAUGUAAACGGUUUUGAAUGUUUGAAUGUAUUCAAGGAGCUUAGAACGAGAUUAUUUUCAAAUGUAAACAUACUAUUUGUUAUGUAUGUAUAUAUCAUUAAAUAAUAGAUAUUUGAAUAAAAGUAUUGAAGGAGCUUAGAACGAGAUUAUUUUCAAAUGUAAACAUACUAUUUGUUAUGUAUGUAUAUAUCUUUAAAUUAUAGAUAUUUGAAUAAAAGUUUAUGUAUUAAAAAGGAACCAAAAAAAUAUUAAUAACAUUUCAAAGAAAUUUCAUUUGUGAUAUUAUUUCGGUCAUGACUGACAAUUUUUAGCUAUGGAAAAUAUAUGGUCAGUACUGACCAUGUAAAAUACAUAAGAGCGAACAGUAUAGAUGUAUAGUUCAUUCAGUAGGGAGGUAAGGAAAAUGGAGGCACCAUCAGGAAGUGGGGCGAGUAACGCCGAAACCUGGCCAUUGUUCGAUAAUAUGAGCUUUUUAAAACAAUAUAUACAGCCCAGACCAAAUGGUUGCACCACAAACAUUUUAGAUGAUAUGUUUUCGCAGGAGCUGUUGGAGCCAAUUAGUUUUAAAUGUUCUCAGACUAAUUUAUCGUCGCCUUCGGAGUUGUCGUUUUCAACUCCGAUCCGGAAAAGAGUAAAGAAAACAAACAGCGAUGACGACGGCUGCUUCAAAGAAGCGUGCGAGCUAUACAAAAGCAUGUGUGCAGAGAGGAGCAAAGGCAGCGAGGCGGUGAGGUCGUUUGGUGUUAUGUUGACCUCUAUCAUGAACGAUAAUAACAUAAAACAAAUGAAAGCAAUACAAGUUUUAACAAAUUCAUUAUUUGCUAUUAAAUCGGAACCCGAAUAAUUUUUUUUUUAUUUUUAAAUCAUUUGUUUGUUGUUUUAUACAUAUAUUGAAUUAAUAUGUAAAAAUGUUUAAAAGGCUUGUUACCUAGACGUAAGAAACAACGAUGUAUCUCAUUUUUCAAAAAUAGUUUUAAAAUGUUUAAAACGCUUGUUACCUAGACGUAAGAAACAACGAUGUAUCUCAUUUUUCAAAAAUAGUUUUAAAAUGUUUAAAACGCUUGUUACCUAGACGUAAGAAACAACAAUGUACCUCAUUUUUCAAAAAUAGUUUUAAGAAUGUAUUUGAAAAAAAAAAUAAAACAAUUUGUUUUUAUAACUCUUUAAUUUUGUGUCUUUGUCUUUUAUUUUUUGUG